Molecule: messenger RNA, 1999 nt
Organism: Monomorium pharaonis (pharaoh ant)
Lineage: Eukaryota; Metazoa; Arthropoda; Insecta; Hymenoptera; Formicidae
Product: U2 small nuclear ribonucleoprotein auxiliary factor 35 kDa subunit-related protein 2
Exons: 4
Coding region: 169-1587 (472 amino acids)
Biological process (GO): mRNA splicing, via spliceosome
Cellular component (GO): spliceosomal complex; U2AF complex
Molecular function (GO): metal ion binding; pre-mRNA 3'-splice site binding
Source: RefSeq, a predicted model, not a curated record
GACGAUCACGCAGUCACAUUGCUGUGAGUAUCGGAGAUCAAUAUGGCGCCGGACUCGUCAUACACCGAUGUUAAAGGACGGCUGUUGGUUCGUUUUAACGUGAUUAUCUUUUGGUGUUUGUUCGUUGACCGUACUUAUCGCUGCUCCUGAAAAUGCGCCGUCCUGAGAAUGGAAGGAAGUCGCCCACAGUCGACAAAGCUCAGUCAUAAGGAGUGGCGCCGCAUUGCGAAGAGGGAACGUCGCAGGCGUAUACGACGGACAAUCGCGCAAGAACGUGAUGCCAAUGAACAACGUUUGAGGGCAGCACUGAAAGGCAAUAUGGCAUAUUUAAAAUUUAGCGCGGAGGAAGAGCAACAAAAGAAGAACGAAAAAGCACAAGAAGAAAGGGAACGUGCGGAACGAGAGAAACUCUGGCUUGAAGAAGAAAGAAGAGCACAUGAAAAAUGGCAAGUUCUUCAAGAACAAAAAGCGAAGGCGGAGCAGGAGAAGCUUGAGCAAGAGAUGAAGGUUCGCGAGGAACUCGAAACGAUACGUAUAGAAUUAUUGAAGAAAAAAGAGGAAGAACAGAAAAAACGUGAGGAGCGACUUCGUAAGCAAGAACAAUUGGAGAAAGAUAUUAACGAUUACAUCGAUAACGGAGCGAAAACACCCGAAGCUUUGCGUCAAAUCAUUGAAACUCAGUCUACCAAGGAACUCUGCCCAUUUUUUACGAAAACGGGUGCUUGCCGGUUUGGAAAUGCGUGUUCCAAAAAUCAUCGUAAAGUAAUCCUCAGCAAUGUGAUCUUGAUACCCGGAUUUUAUUCACAUUUUUCCCUUGAACAUAACUCGGCAGAAUAUGACACUGACGUGGCACUUGAGUACGAAAAUUCAGAAACGUGGCAACACUUUUCCGAGUUUUUCGAGGAUGUAACAACUGAACUAGAGUCGUUCGGCAAGAUUAAGGUUGUUAAAUGUUGCUGCAACAUGGAAGUUCAUUUGCGCGGUAAUAUGUAUAUUGAGUAUUAUACGGAGAGAGAAGCGGCUAAGGCGUGGAGGAAUCUGAAGGGACGUUGGUACGGCGGUAAGCGACUCCACUGUGAAUUCGUCAGUCUGCCAUCCUGGGGUGGUGCUAUCUGCGGCAUAACCAAGUGUCCUAAGGGCAGUAAGUACUGCAAUUUUCUUCACACCUUUAGAAAUCCACGCAACAAGUAUGAUAUUAGAAAACCCCAACGCCCAAAGGACAAAGAUUCGAAUAACAGCAGACGAAGCGAACACAGAAGUAAAUCUAAAUGGGAAGAAUCCGAUCGAGAUGAUGGCGAAAAAGAUCGUAACUGGAGAUGGUCCGAGACGCCCGAGAUUGAAUUGAGUUACAUUAAAGAUUCAGAGAUGAAACAUCAUUCUACGAAAAUGGAACAGUUGGAAAGAUUGUCACGCGAUCGAAGACAGAGGAGGAAUUCAAAAUCAAAAAGUCCAAGAACCAAAACACUAUCUAAGGAACAUCAUCAUUUGGAUCGUAAAAGAGCCCGCAACGAAGACCAAAAUAAAAAAGGUGCAUCCGAUGGUCGUUCUUCUAAAAAGCGUAAAAAGAAAUCUGAAGAAGAAAGAUGAGCCACACGAAAAAUUAUUAGAAAUGUUUGAAGAUAUUGGGAAAGAAAUUAAGGAAACAUAGAUCCGAAAGAAAUAAAUAUCUAAAGAAGUCGAAGAAGAUAAAAUCCAAAGCUUAUACAGGCUGUUAAGAUGCGUUCAAGUGAUCUUAAUGUACUUGUAAUAUAAAACGAAGAGAUAAUUUUAUUGAGCGACUUAUGCGGUAACGACGAUUAAACAAAUAAAAGGAUAAUUUUUUAAUUUAAUGCUUUCAAUUUUAGUGACAAACUAUUUUUUUAAAUAAUUAAAUAAUAAAAUAAUAUUGCGUGAUUGUAUUUGUACAAUUGUAUUAAGUAAACUGACUCAGUUCCAUAUGUCUGCAAGAAUGUGAUAUUUAUACAAAUAAAGUACAUUAUCUUAGUGUUGUUAUUCGAAA